Messenger RNA from Oncorhynchus mykiss (rainbow trout), 2666 nucleotides. The record is from RefSeq and is a predicted model, not a curated record. NCBI's taxonomy places the organism in Eukaryota, Metazoa, Chordata, Actinopteri, Salmoniformes, Salmonidae.
GCUGGCGCUGCAGUACAGCGCCCUUAACCACUGCGCCACCCGGGAGGCACUUCCCUCACUUUCUAUACAGUAGAUCCCUUCUCUAAUGACUUCUGUCCUCCCUCACUUUCUAUACAGUAGAUCCCUUCUCUAAUGUCUUCUGUCCUACUUCACAUUCUAUACAGUAUAUCCCUUCUCUAAUGUCUUCUGUCCUACUUCACAUUCUAUACACUAGAUCCCUUCUCUAAUGUCUUCUGUCCUACUUCACAUUCUAUACAGUAGAUCCCUUCUCUAAUGACUUCUGUCCUCCUUCAUUUGGGAUGUACACACUGUCCUAAAAGAGCCUAUGCUUAAAGUGGUUGUCUGGUUGAAGAACUCUCUUUCUUUCUCUCUCUCUCUCUCUCUGUCUCUCUCUCUCAGUGAGAGUACAGAGAGAGAGAGGGGGGAAAGAGAGAGGGGGCGUGCUCUAACAGAAAGAGGGUGUGGGGAGGAGAGCUAAAUAGUUAUUUUCUAACUCCAUGUGGUUCACACUGAGAGGUGUCUCUCUAAGAGAGAGAGAAUAUUGUAUUUAUUUUCUCACCAUUUAUCAUACGGAAUAAAAACCUUGUUAAUCUGGGAUUAUCUUCAAUCUGAAUUCAGUAAAAACAGAUUUAAUCUCAGACUGAUUCUUCUUGUGGGACUAGUUCUAUUAGGAUCCUAUUUGUUGUCUGGUGUGGAUAUAAUACCAGUCUGUCUCUGAGAUGGGGUCCAGAACUCUUCUACUUGUUCUGGGUCUUUAUUUCACACUACUGGGGAACCUAGAGGCCAGAGAUUGCGGCCUGGGCUUCAUAUUCAAAACAAGAAAACAAUGUGUUGAUACAGAUGAGUGUAAAGAGUUGGACAGUACCCCACCCUGUGGAAGUAAUGCCACAUGUUACAACACACAGGGGAGCUUCUACUGUCAGUGUCUACCUGGGUUCAGAUCCACAACGACUGUCAACUUCACAUUUUCUGGACAGUGUACUGUACUGACCUGUGACCAGGUCAAAGCGGAUCAGACUCCUGAACAGACUGUCCCAGGUUUUGCUGGUCUCCUGUCUCUGAUGAGGAAAAGCUGUCUGGCGUUAAGUAACUCUGGGGAAGCAGCCGGAGGGAGACUGACUGGAGAGGUGUUACUGGAGAAUGUCUUGACAGAGAUAGACAGUCUCCUGUCUCAAGGUAUCCUAAGCAACAGCCGGGUGGUGAGUGGGUUGCUAGGCGCCGUGGAGGACACCUUGAUGCUCAUCGGGCCACAGCUCAGAGACACCCACACCACCAUGGAAACAGACCACACAGCUACUGAGCUUGCAGUGAGGAGGGGACAGACUCCGCCCAUUGGGCCAAUCAGCCUGGCCAAUGACAACGUGCGACUGGACACCAGCUGGGAGACAGCCACUGGCAACGGGACGUACCCAGGUUUCACUCUGGCUGGGUUGGUGUGUUACAAGACAGUGGAGAGAUCUGUCAACAACUCCUUCCAGUACCUCACUGACACGGACACAAACAGAGACACAGCAACCGCCACAGCAUCAAAGCCUAGCUACCAGAUCAGUUCCAAGGUGGUAACAGCUCUCGUCAGUAACCCAGCCACAGAUCACCUCACCCAGCCUGUCAUCCUCACCUUCAGACAUCUACAGGUGAGGGCGGAGUCAGCGAGGAUGAACUAUACCUGUGUGUUCUGGUCGGAGGGGCGUGUCCAUGAAGAGGGAGGGGCGUGGUCAAGGAGUGGCUGUACCAAAGUCACGUCUAACGCUACACACACCGUGUGUUCCUGUUCCCACCUUAGCAGCUUUGCUGUUCUCAUGGCCCUCUAUCCUGUACAGAACACCUUUGAGCUGCGUCUGUUGACGUGGCUGGGUCUGUCGUUGUCUGUGGUGUGUCUGUUGCUGUGCAUCCUGACCUUCUGGCUGUGUCGGUCCAUCCAGGAGACACGCACCACCAUCCACCUCCACCUCUGUGUCUGCCUCUUCAUCGCUGACCUCGUCUUCCUCACCGGAAUCUCUCACACACAGAGCAAGGGAGGAUGUAGGGUUGUAGCAGGUCUCCUCCACCUGUUCUUCCUAGGAUCCUUCAGUUGGAUGUUGUUAGAGGGGGUUCAGCUCUACCUCAUGGUGGUCCUGGUCUUCAACACUACCAUAAGACCUCUGUACCUGCAUGCUGUGGGAUAUGGACUGCCACUGGCUAUAGUCAUCAUCUCUGCUAUCACCUACCCAGAUGGAUACGGUACCACACAACACUGUUGGUUGUCUCUGGAGAGAGGAUUCAUCUGGAGUUUCUUCGGCCCAGUGUGCACCAUCAUCAUCCUCAACACUUUCUUCUUCAUCAUCACUGUCUGGAGGCUGGCCCAGAAGUUCUCUAGUCUCAACCCUGACCUCUCCAACCUACGCAAGAUCAAGGUGUUCACAGUGACAGCAGUGGCCCAGCUGUGUGUGUUGGGUACUAUGUGGAUAUUUGGAGUGUUCCAGUUCCAAGAGGAGGGGACAGUGGUCAUGACAUAUCUCUUCACUAUCCUCAACUCUCUACAGGGAGCACUGCUGUUCAUCAUGCACUGCCUACUGAACAAAACGGUGAGAGAGGAGUAUGGCAAGCUCCUGUCCUGUAUCUGCACACCACUGAAGAAGAGAUACUCAGAGGUCAGCACUACUAACCCUUCUUCCAACCAAUCCCAG